GCCGUGGGAUCUGCUUUUCUUUUUUGAUUAUUUUUUAUUUUAAUUUUAUUAUUAUUCCAUGGAUUGCGCAGAGUAUAUCAUAUGAUUGAAUCUCUUUCUUCUUUUCUUCCUUCUCUUUCAUCAUUUUCAUUGUUCUGCUCGCCACUCUCGGUUCUUCUCCAACGACCAUUCCCAUUGCGGGUAACAUUUUUCUAUCUCCCUCUCUCCUACACUCGCUUUCACUGCGCUUUAUCUCGCUGUCGCUUCUUCUCGUCGACUCCCUCGUUCAUUCGAUCGCGUGUCUAUUCGUAUUGCUCCGGCGGUGCCCCUCCCCCUUAUCAGUGACUAUACUGUAACGUUCGAUCAGCUGCCCGCAGCUGUUGUCGUCAUCACCACCAUGGCGUUCAGUCUCUUUGGAAACAGAGAGAGCGCUAGUUACGCCAAAUACUUCAACAUCCGGUGAGUUGAUUGCUUAUCGCUUUAUCGGCCGCAAUCACGC
Messenger RNA from Aspergillus glaucus CBS 516.65, 478 nucleotides. RefSeq lists its product as uncharacterized. The transcript has a single exon. Lineage: Eukaryota; Fungi; Ascomycota; Eurotiomycetes; Eurotiales; Aspergillaceae. Bases 82 to 324 code for a protein of 80 amino acids. The record is from RefSeq and is a predicted model, not a curated record.